Molecule: messenger RNA, 1430 nt
Organism: Panthera uncia (snow leopard)
Lineage: Eukaryota; Metazoa; Chordata; Mammalia; Carnivora; Felidae
Gene: LHX8
Product: LIM homeobox 8
Exons: 8
Coding region: 25-1065 (346 amino acids)
Biological process (GO): regulation of transcription by RNA polymerase II; neuron differentiation; forebrain neuron development
Cellular component (GO): nucleus
Molecular function (GO): DNA-binding transcription factor activity, RNA polymerase II-specific; RNA polymerase II transcription regulatory region sequence-specific DNA binding
Source: RefSeq, a predicted model, not a curated record
CUCACCCCGCAGUGCCCGGGGCUCAUGUCGGAGGAGUGCGGGCGGAUUGCAGCCCUGGCGGCCGGGAGGACUCGGAAAGGCGCCGGGGAAGAGGGACUGGUGAGCCCCCAGGGAGCGGGGGACGAGGACUCGUGCUCCUCCUCGGCCCCGCUGUCCCCGUCGUCCUCGCCCCGGUCCAUGGCCUCGGGCUCCGUCUGCCCCCCUGGCAAGUGUGUGUGCAACAGCUGCGGCCUGGAGAUCGUGGACAAGUACCUUCUCAAGGUGAAUGACCUGUGCUGGCAUGUUCGGUGUCUCUCCUGCAGUGUCUGCAGGACCUCCUUAGGAAGGCAUACCAGCUGUUAUAUUAAAGACAAAGACAUUUUCUGCAAACUUGAUUAUUUCAGAAGGUAUGGAACUCGCUGCUCUCGUUGUGGGAGGCACAUCCAUUCUACUGACUGGGUCCGGAGGGCCAAGGGGAAUGUCUAUCACUUGGCAUGCUUUGCCUGCUUUUCUUGCAAAAGGCAGCUUUCCACGGGAGAGGAGUUUGCUUUGGUGGAAGAGAAAGUCCUCUGCAGAGUGCAUUAUGACUGUAUGCUGGAUAAUUUGAAAAGAGAAGUGGAAAAUGGUAAUGGGAUUAGUGUUGAAGGUGCCCUCCUCACAGAGCAAGAUGUUAAUCAUCCAAAACCAGCAAAAAGAGCUCGGACCAGCUUUACAGCAGAUCAGCUCCAGGUAAUGCAAGCACAAUUUGCUCAGGACAACAACCCAGAUGCACAGACUCUCCAGAAACUGGCAGAAAGGACAGGCUUGAGCAGACGUGUGAUACAGGUGUGGUUUCAGAAUUGUAGAGCACGCCACAAGAAACACGUCAGUCCUAAUCACUCCUCCUCGGCCCCAGUCACAGCAGUCCCACCCUCCCGGCUGUCUCCACCCAUGUUAGAAGAAAUGGCUUAUUCUGCCUAUGUGCCCCAAGAUGGGACGAUGCUAACUGCGCUGCAUAGUUACAUGGAUGCUCAUUCACCAACAACUCUUGGACUCCAGCCCUUGUUACCCCAUUCAAUGACACAACUGCCAAUAAGUCAUACCUAAUUCCUUUUUUCAGGGAUAGAAAUGAUUAAGGAUAUAAUCUUGUCAUUUAUUAUGUAUAAAAUACCAUUGAAAAGAUAUUAAUGUUAAUUUUUUAUUUAACACUCAAAGCAUUUUCGACAUCACUUUGCUGCCCAGGUAUGUAUCUAUUGUUGGCCUGCAAGACACUUUUAUUGAUUCUUCAUUUUUUGUAAAAUUUAUGUUUACAAGAAGAAAACAAAUCAACUUUUUUUUUUUUUUGUAUUGUCUGGAAAUAGUUCACUCUAGUGUGUAUCUGUUAAUUUAUUUGUCAUCAAAAGAGCACUUUGCCUAAAAAACAAAAGGACUGACAAGUGUGCAACAUGUUUACAAUCCUUUGUGAAAUCGUA